Molecule: messenger RNA, 3079 nt
Organism: Rubroshorea leprosula
Lineage: Eukaryota; Viridiplantae; Streptophyta; Magnoliopsida; Malvales; Dipterocarpaceae
Source: the annotation of a GenBank genome assembly
UUUGCUCUUCGUUCCUUCUGUACAAGGACACGGUUUCGUCUCUCUCUCUCUCUCACAGUCAAGCUUCUGGAAAUGGCGGAAUCGGUGGAGUUGCCGAGUCGCUUAGCAAUCCUUCCGUUCAGGAACAAGGUGCUUCUACCUGGUGCCUUCAUUAGAAUCCGCUGCACCUCACAGAGCAGUGUGAAAUUGGUGGAGCAAGAGUUAUGGCAGCGGGAAGAGAAGGGACUGAUUGGGAUUCUUCCUGUUCGAGAUGCCGCUGAAAUGGCGUCAGUUGGCUCUGUGUUGACUCAAGGAAGUGAUCCUGGAGAAAGAAGCUCAAAAAUUCAGGGUGGUACAUCAGAUGCUCACAAGCUUGAGGGGAAAAACCAGCAGGAAGUUUUUCAUUGGCACAAGAGGGGUGUGGCAGCUCGUGCAUUACAUCUGUCACGGGGAGUGGAGAAACCAAGUGGGAGGGUAACAUACACUGUUGUCCUGGAAGGUUUAUGCAGAUUCAGUGUUGAGGAGCUUAACACACGAGGAAUCUAUUGCACUGCAAAGAUAUCUCCUCUCGAGAUGACAAAAGCUGAGAUGGAGCAAGUGGAGCAAGAUCCAGAUUUUAUAACAUUGUCUCGCCAGUUCAAAUCAACUGCCAUGGAGCUCAUUUCUGUUUUUGAGCAAAAACAUAAAACCAGUGGGAGGAUAAGAGUUCUACUGGAAACGGUUCCUCUUCACAAAUUGGCUGAUAUAUUUGUUGCUAGCUUUGAGAUGAGUUUUGAAGAGCAACUGUGUAUGUUGGAUUCUGUUGAUCUGAAAGUAAGACUUUCAAAAGCAACUGAGUUAGUUGACAGGCAUUUACAGUCAAUACGCGUAGCUGAGAAGAUCACACAAAAGGUUGAGGGACAACUGUCAAAAUCACAGAAAGAGUUUCUUUUGCGACAGCAGAUGAGGGCUAUAAAAGAAGAGCUUGGAGACAAUGACGAUGAUGAAGAUGAUCUGGCUGCUUUGGAAAGAAAGAUGCAGGGUGCAGGGAUGCCUUCAAAUAUCUGGAAGCAUGCACAACGAGAGUUGAGGAGGCUAAAGAAAAUGCAGCCCCAGCAACCUGGAUAUAAUAGUUCACGGGUUUACUUGGAGCUUCUUGCUGAUCUACCAUGGCAGAAGGCUAGUGAAGAACAGGAAUUGGACCUAAAAGCUGCAAAAGACCGUCUUGAUAGUGAUCAUUAUGGUCUGGUCAAGGUCAAACAACGAAUUGUAGAGUACCUAGCUGUUCGCAAGCUUAAGCCUGAUGCAAGAGGUCCAGUUCUGUGCUUUGUUGGCCCACCAGGUGUUGGGAAAACUUCAUUGGCAUCAUCUAUUGCUGCUGCUCUGGGGAGAAAAUUUGUGCGCAUCUCCCUUGGUGGUGUUAAGGAUGAGGCUGACAUAAGAGGUCAUAGGAGGACAUACAUUGGAAGCAUGCCAGGACGUCUUAUUGAUGGGUUAAAGAGAGUAGGUGUUUGCAAUCCAGUGAUGCUUCUGGAUGAGAUUGACAAAACAGGUUCAGAUAUCCGUGGUGAUCCAGCAUCAGCAUUGUUGGAGGUUCUUGACCCUGAACAGAACAAAACUUUCAAUGAUCACUAUUUAAAUGUUCCAUUUGACCUUUCAAAGGUGGUUUUUGUGGCAACUGCAAAUCGGGCACAGCCAAUUCCUCCUCCACUCUUAGACAGGAUGGAAGUCAUUGAGCUCCCUGGAUAUACACCUGAUGAAAAGCUUAGAAUUGCCAUGCAACAUUUGAUUCCACGGGUUUUAGAUCAGCAUGGGUUGACUCCUGAGUUCCUUCAAAUUCCAGAGGACAUGGUGAAACUUAUUAUUCAGGGGUACACUAGGGAAGCUGGUGUCCGUAAUCUUGAGAGGAACUUUGCUGCCUUGGCUCGUGCUGCGGCAGUAAGAGUCGCAGAGCAAGAACAAACUGUCCCACUGAACAAAGGUAUUGACAAGUUGACUUCACCUCUGCUGGAAAACAGACUUGCUGAGGGAGCUGAAAUGGAAAUGGAAGUUAUUCCAAUGGGUGUAAAUAAUCAUGAGAUAUCAAACACGUUCAGGAUUGCCUCACCCUUGGUUGUAGAUGAGGCUUUGCUGGAGAAGAUAUUGGGGCCUCCAAGAUUUGAUGAUCGAGAAGCUGCAGAACGAGUUGCAACUCCUGGGGUAUCCGUGGGGCUUGUGUGGACCACAUUUGGAGGAGAGGUCCAAUUUGUGGAGGCUACAGCAAUGGUUGGAAAGGGUGAAUUACACCUCACUGGACAACUGGGUGAUGUUAUUAAAGAAUCAGCACAAAUUGCACUAACAUGGGUCAGAGCAAGGACAGCAGAUUUUAAGUUGGCAGCUGCUGAGGACCUCAAUCUACUGGAGGGCCGUGACAUUCAUAUACAUUUUCCUGCUGGGGCUGUACCAAAGGAUGGGCCUUCAGCAGGUGUGACUCUUGUAACAGCUUUGGUUUCACUGUUCAGUCAGAAAAGUGCAAGAGCAGACACAGCAAUGACUGGAGAGAUGACUUUGAGGGGUCUUGUUCUCCCUGUUGGUGGUGUCAAGGAUAAGAUAUUGGCAGCACACCGCUAUGGUAUCAAGAGAGUUAUUUUGCCACAGAGAAACUUGAAGGACUUGGUUGAAGUACCAGCAGCUGUGCUCUCCAGUCUGGAGAUUAUACCAGUGAAGCGUGUGGAAGAUGUGCUGGAGCAGGCUUUUGAAGGAGGUUGCCCAUGGAGACGACAGUCAAAAUUAUGACAGUCGUUCAAAGACAAGUUUAUCUAACUAAUGUUUGGUGAUUAAGUUGAUUAACUGGGCACCACGUCUAUCGGGGUACACGGUCUUGACAUUUUAUUAACUGCUUGUGACGAUGGGCAAUGAAGAAAUCGUUAUAAACUCAACUGUCAAAGGACCGACAAAGGAGCUUUAGCUGUUUACCGGACAAGCCUCUAGUUCAUCCCAAUUUCUAAUUUAUUCUCCCCAUUUUUCCUUUUUUGUAUGAUUGUUUGUAUAAUUUAUAGACUAAAUUUGUAAUCUACCCUGUAUAAUUGUUGUUUAAUUACAUUAUUGUUUGUCAUUCAUUUAAUGAGAUCCUUACUGAAAA